AUGCUGAUUGGUCCACGCCCUUCGAAAAGAUUAAAAACAAGCGAUAAUGAUGAGAUAUCUUCGGAGAAACGACUAAUUGUAAUUUUGGAAAAUUGUUCUUUAGAAAGUGCCAAGGUUGGUAAGGAUUACGUGAUUCUUUCGAGUGACCGACAUGCAAAUUUUUUGAAAAGCCAUAAAAAGGAUCCAAAUGACUACCGUCCAGAUAUAUUACAUCAAUGUCUUUUAAUGCUUUUGGAUAGCCCUUUAAAUAGAGCCAGCCUCCUGCAGAUCUACAUUCACACUUCGAAAAACGUUUUAAUUGAAGUUCAUCCUCAAACUCGUAUUCCAAGAACUUUCGAUCGGUUUUCAGGCCUAAUGGUGCAGUUACUGCAUAAGCUGUCGAUAAGGGCGGAAAGCAAUUCUAUUAGAUUAUUGAAAGUUAUCAAAAACCCGAUUAGCAGCCAUCUUCCAAUUGGAUGCCGUAAGAUUUUAACUUCUUUCCAAGCAGCAGAUCUUGUUGAGUGUCGCAGUAUACCGGUUAAGGACGACGACAGACCAAUUGUCAUAGUUGUUGGUGGUAUGGCCAAAGGAAAAGUUUCUACCGACUAUACCGAGGAAGAAAUAAAAAUUAGCAAUUAUCCCUUGAGCGCAGCUUUAACCUGCGCAAAAUUAACAACUGGGUUUGAAGAGGCGUGGGGUAUUCAGUAA
Messenger RNA from Enterobius vermicularis (human pinworm), 687 nucleotides. The record is from the annotation of a GenBank genome assembly. NCBI's taxonomy places the organism in Eukaryota, Metazoa, Nematoda, Chromadorea, Rhabditida, Oxyuridae.